This is a messenger RNA of Anneissia japonica, 1092 nucleotides long. RefSeq names its product craniofacial development protein 2-like. The coding region runs from base 1 to 1092 and encodes 363 amino acids. The record is from RefSeq and is a predicted model, not a curated record. NCBI's taxonomy places the organism in Eukaryota, Metazoa, Echinodermata, Crinoidea, Comatulida, Comatulidae. Gene Ontology annotation, molecular function: catalytic activity. The transcript has a single exon. Gene Ontology annotation, biological process: chromatin remodeling. Gene Ontology annotation, cellular component: nucleus.
AUGUCUAAAAGCAAGAAGAAAAAUAACAACGUGAAGGACACCGGAAAUGGGGUCUCGUUCGGUAGGGAAUAUCAUUCAUUGCAGGUGAUACCCGAUCGUCAUCACGCUACUGCAGUAAAUAUAACAAUAUCAAACAUCUCGACUUGGAAUGUAAGAACGAUGUAUCAAAGUGGAAAAAUGGACAAUAUCUUGAAAGAAAUGAGACGGUUAAGCAUCAACAUCCUGGGUGUGUGCGAAGUGAGAUGGCCUGGAGCAGGGAAAGUUAUAUCAGAAGGGGCCACAUUUAUAUACUUGGGUGGAACAGAAAAUAAGCAUGAGCAUGGAGUGGGUAUAUUUCUCGAUCAAGAAAGUGCUAAAGGUAUCGCCGGCGUCUGGUGUAUCUCUAACAGAAUCAUGCUAGUACGACUUCAGUGCAAACCGUUUGAUACAGUUGUGAUACAAUGCUAUGCCCCCACAACUGACUGCAACGAUGAUGAAAUAGAUAAAUUCUAUGAUCAAUUAAAGGAGGCAAUGAAACAAUGCAGAUCUCAUGACAUAACAAUAGUCAUGGCAGAUUUCAAUGCGAAAAUUGGACAAAAUGAAGAAGGCAAAAUUGUUGGAAAGUAUGGACUAGGUCAGAGAAACGCACGAGGCGAGAGGUUAGUGGAGUGGUGCAUAGAAAACCGAAUGAUUGUAACAAACACACAUUUCAAACACCAUUCAAGAAAUUUGUAUACAUGGAAGAGUCCAGGAGAUGGCUGCCGGAACCAGAUUGACUUUAUAAUGAUAAAUGAACGCUUUAGAAACACUGUGAAAAGAGUAAGGACGUAUCCAGGUGCUGAUUGCAACACUGACCAUAUAUUGCUCAGUGGAAAAUUCAAAAUGAGGUUAAAGAAAGUUCGUCGAAGAAAGCAGAAAAAUGUUACUAAUCAAUUUCAAUUAAAACUUUUGAAAAAUGAAAAUGAUAUCAAGAAAAAUUUUUGCCAAAAUGUUAAAGAUCAAUAUCAAAGAAAGUCACCAUCUGAAGAUACACGCAUGGAAGUUUUUAAAGAAUGCAGUGAUGAAGGCAGCAGAGCAGUGUAUACUGAAAAAGGAGAAGAACUCGGAAAAUAA